Messenger RNA from Aspergillus wentii DTO 134E9, 1384 nucleotides. Its product is annotated as alpha/beta fold hydrolase. The transcript has a single exon. The record is from RefSeq and is a predicted model, not a curated record. Lineage: Eukaryota; Fungi; Ascomycota; Eurotiomycetes; Eurotiales; Aspergillaceae. The coding region runs from base 208 to 1161 and encodes 317 amino acids.
AAAUAAGGAUAAUUCUAUAUAAUCAGCUAACAUUCUGCUCCUUGGUAGAACACUGAAUAUAUCUUUCUCUACUCUCUACGAAUGGCCCCCAUACAACCCCGCAUUCCUUGCGCUAUAAAUAGAUGGGGAGAUGUUUCCCAGCCUUGUCUCACUCCACACCGUCUAUCAAUCCAUCUUCAACAUCAUUCAAUGAUCCAACCGAUCAAGAUGAGUGAUGAAUCUAGUACACCUCAAAACGACUCCAUGAUUUCAAUCGGCUCCCACAGCCUCUUCGUCUCGGUAACUGGUCUCCCUCAUACCAACGGCGAUCCCCCGAUCGUCUUCAUACCUGGCAACGGCGACGUCGCAACGUCCUUUGCAGCCGUCGAACGCGCCAUCAAAUGCUUCGCAACAGUCGUUCUCUACGAUCGCACCGGUCUAGGACGCAGCGAAGACGCGCCCACUCCAACAAACCCAACCGCCGUUUCGUCCGCGAUCGAACUACACACCCUCCUAUCCAACGCCGGGCUAACAUCCCCGGUAAUCCUCGCCGCCCAUUCAUACGGCGGCAUCAUCGCCCGCGAAUUUCUCCACCUUUACCCGGACCACGUAGCUGGGAUGGUUCUCAUCGACGCCGCAUCCGAACGAAACAGACAUCUCUUCGAAACCCCCAACCUCGAUCUCCUCGCCGUCUUCGGUGGUUUGGACUACGCCCGAGUAACCGGUCUUCGGGAUCGGUCGAAACUCACCCGGGACGAAUGGAGGACGCGCGCGAUCGGGAUGGCGCGGGGCCUUAAAACAGGCCAAGCGGAGGCCACGGGCGGGAUUCCGAUUUGCAAGACUCUCGAGGAGAAGAAACAGUAUCUCACUCGACCAUUAGGGAGUAAACCGCUCAGUGUGGUGGGGUGUAAUUCCACCGGUGAUUAUCGGAAGCUGUUUGACAAAGCGGUCGAGGCUGGAAAUGGAACAGAGGAGCAGAGAGAGGCGUACAGGCAGUUAUUGGAAGUUUGGGUUGAGCAUGAGCGGGAAUGGCAGGAGGAACAAGUGCAGCUUUCGUCGAAUGCGAGGUUUGUUCAUUUGCCUGAUUGUGGACAUCACGUUCAAAUCUUAAGGCCGGAUGUGGUGGCGGAGGAGAUUCGGUGGGUGAGAGAGCAGGUUCUAAAGAGGGCGGGGAAGCUUUGAUUGAAUAUCCGAAAUAAAAUGCCAAUGUUUACAUACACUGUGAUAAACAGACAGUUACUCUUAUUUCCAUUUUGCUAUUCUUUCCUAUUGCAAUGUGGAAGUUAUGUGACAAGAAAUUCGUUAUUUGACUUGGCAAUUAUGCAAACGCGGGAUGAUUAUGCCAUCUCUUCACUGUUUAACAAAAUCUUCUCCUCCGAUAACAAUGAAGACAUUUUACUCGACA